GUGAAAAUGUAUCUCUCUGUGUGAAGGGAAGGGGAUUCGUGAAAUAUCUUGACGAUUUUUUCAUUAAAGGGGAAAAAUGGUAGCCUAGCCUACAUUAGGUCAGUUUUGGAGAUGAUACCGUAAUUUCCAGUUGCGACUGAGUUGACAGGGGUGGAGCUAAACUGCUUUCCAACUCACCUUGCCUCAGCGCAACACUCAGGUUAGCCGUAGAAAUCUUAGGCAGCACGGUCGUAGUUGACAUUUAAUUUUUAAGAAAUCUGGCUUGAUUGUUGAAACACUGAAAAUCCCAUUUUAGUGGUCUAUGAUAGACAUUCUACUAUAGGGGAGUUUGCCGCUUUAACGUUGGAUGUUUGAAGUGGAGAGCCUGAUAUUUUGUACGGCAAACAUAUUUCAACUCGUCAGCAACAAGACAUAUUUUGACUGAAGCUCCGACAAGUAUUACUGUGGCCCUCAGGGCUCAACAGCAUCAGCACAGUUGCCAUGACUCCCAUUGCUCAGUGAGGACCACCUCUUUCUCCCACACUAUGGUCUAAACCCACACAGCACGGGCACCAGCAUCAUGAUGGCCUCCGUGGUUGCCAAUGGGAACCAAGGCAGCCAGUCGCUGGUCCUGAAGGGGGUGGACCCAGAGACAUGCAUGAUCGUCUUCAAGAAUCACUGGGCGCAGGUGGUGAAGAUCUUGGAGAAGCAUGACCCGCUGCGCAGUGGUGGAGGUGGCGUCUCAGCGCUGCGUGGUGGUGGAGGUGGCAUGUCGGCACUGGCAGGGCUGGGUGGUGGGGUCGGGGGCCUGGGCGGUCUUCGCUUCGGGCCCAUCCCGGGCGACGAGGCCAGCGCCGUGCAGAACUACGUGGAGCACAUGCUCUUCCUGCUGAUGGAGGAGGAGAGCGGGCAGGAGGGCGCCAUGGGCCCCAUCCUGGAGUUCGUGGUGAUGGAGAACGUGAUGGAGCGCCUGUUCCUGUGGAGCCUGCGCCGCGAGUUCACCGACGACAUGAAGCUGGAGCAGCUGAAGAUGUAUGAGAUGCUGGUGGGCCAGGCGCGCCAGCCGCUGCUGCACCACAAGCCCGUGCUACGGCCACUCAUGAUGCUGCUGUCGGCCUGCUCGUCGCCGGGGCCCGCCGCCGCCGCCGCCUCGUCGCCGGCCGUGGAGGCCGAGCUGGUGCUGCUGCUGCACCAGCUGUGCUGCGUGCUGGCCAAGGACCCGUCCGUGCUGGAGCUCUUCUUCCACACCAGCGAGGACCAGGGCGCCGCCAACUUCCUCAUUUUCUCGCUGCUCAUCCCUUUCAUCCACCAGGAGGGCGCCGUGGGACAGCAGGCUCGGGAUGCACUGCUGCUCAUCAUGGCGCUGUCCGCCGAGAACCACGUGGUGGCCAAGCACAUUGCAGAGAAUACCUACUUCUGCCCGGUUCUGGCCACAGGUCUGAGUGGCCUGUACUCCUCGCUGCCCACCAAGCUGGAGGUGGGCAGUGAUGAGUGGCACUGCCUGCACAGAGAGGACUGGCAGCAGAUGCCUGCCCUGGUGCAGUUCCUCAACUCCCUUGAAUUCUGCAACGCUGUCAUCCAGGUGGCACAUCCCUCUAUUAGAGAUCAGCUGCUGGGGUACAUCUAUAAUGGCUUCCUGGUACCUGUUCUGGCCCCAGCUCUGCACAAGUUGACUCUGGAGGAGGUGAUGACCACCACGGCCUACUUGGACUUGUUCCUUAGGAGCGUGUCUGAACCAGCGCUCCUGCAGACCUUCCUCAGCUUCAUCCUGCUCCAUCGCCACGACAGCGUCCACAUCCUUGACACCCUCGUCAGCCGCAUCAACGUACCCUUUCAAUUGGGGACUGUAUCCUUGGCCUUGUUCCGCACUCUGAUUGGCUUGUAUUGUGAGGAUGUCAUGUUACAGCUCAUAUUAAGGUACCUGAUCCCGUGCAAUCACAUGAUGCUGAGCCAGCGAGCUGUACUGAGGGAGAGGGACUGCUACUCCGUCUCCGCCGCUAAGUUCCUGUCCCUCACACCCUCCUGCUGCUCCCCAGACAUCAUCCCUCCACCCCUCCGACAGCUGGACGGAGUCCUGUGGUCCAAGACUGGAGAUGGUGCUCACCAUGGAGCUAUGGGUAAGGAAAGAAGGGGAAAAUGGUGCGCAGAGACUGAUGAGGACUGCUCUCAGAUGGACAGCUCGGGCCACUCCUGUGUCAUUGGCUCGGAGAUCUACAUGGACGCCAGCUACUUGCAUUACCUGUAUGAUGCCCGCAGUGGGAUCAGCAGUUGCAUCCGUGCCUGUCAGGUGUGGUCGGCACCUUAUGACGGUGAAAAGCCACCCCCUGAGGAGUACCAGCCCAGCACACUAGAGGAAGUGGGCAGACCGCGUGCGCCCACACUCUCCCGAAAGCCGCCUGCCGUCCCCCAGUCCCACCGCCCACUGAAGCCCCGUCCAGACCCUCAGAGGGACUCCCCUGCUGCCCCUAAUUUACAGGAGCUCGAGUGGGAUGACAGCUACGAUGCAGGUUCUGCUCAACCCCCAGCAGAGCCAGAGGUCACUAAGCCCAUGCCGGUGGAGCCCCCAAAACACAUCCAGGAGCUGAGGAAAAAUGCCAUCAUGCUCAUCAAGGGCUCCUACAUCGAGGAGUCCGAUUUUCAAAAUGACGUCAUGGUGUACAACCUUGUGGCACAAAAGGAUGCGAGUGACCCUGUUGAACUGCCCAAAGCUGUGAGCACAGCACCUGUAGACAAGCAAACAAAUUCAGGAAACCCAUUAACAAAUGCAAAUAACCACCAGCUUAGGCAGAACUGUCAGGAGAGUGAUGGGACGGUCAGUAAUGGCCUCAGCCUUUCUCCCCUACAUAGUGUUGAGGAGGAUCAGGGCAUAUACAGUUUACAGGCUCAGUCCAGUUUGGAUGGUGAGGAGCUCUUGGCUCAGUAUGAGGAGCUGAUCCAGACCCUGGGGGUGGAGGCUGGGAGUCCCAUCAGAGCGGAGCGGGACUUCCAGCAUGCCAUUUCCCCCACGGAGGAGGAAGAAGAGGAAGUGGACUUUACCUUUUCCGCCGAAACGCCAGAGGCAGAGAAGAUCCCCUCACCAUUUGUAACAAAGCCUCGCAGUGGGAGCAGGACCCAUGGAGUGCCUUUCACUGGGCCAUUUGUGAGUGUGCUGCUGUCGCGUCUGGAGAACAUGCUGGACAACUCGCUACAUGUCAACCUGCUCCUCACGGGCAUCCUGGGUCAGCUGGCCACCUACCCCCAGCCCAUCCUGCGCUCCUUCCUGCUCAACACCAGCAUGGUGCUGCAGCCCAGCGUGCGCUCCCUCUACCAGGUGCUGGCAUCUGUGAAGAAUCAGAUUGACCAGCUUGCAAUGACCCGGAAGGACUUUUCAGAAUUGCUGACAACGGCCCAGCAUUCCCUACUGGCCAGAGAAAGUUCACUCUGGGGUGAAGAUGUGCGGCCAGAUUCUCACAGUUUGGAGAAUGGGGAUGGUGGAAAACCAAAACCCAAGACCAUCCUGCCAGCCAACCGCACAGAGGUGUACGGCACCGUCCUGUUUACCGAGUUCCUCAAAGAGCUGGCAGCCAUCGCCCAGGAGCACACCAUCCUCUCCCACCUCCCCAUGGAGGAGUAGCCCAUGGAGGAGUAGCCCAUGGAGGAGUAGCCAUCCUCACCCACCUGCCCAUGGAGAAGUAGCCACCCUCACCCACCUGCCCGUGGAGGAGUAGCCCAGGACUCUGAGAGGUGGGAUGGGAACACAUGUGAACAUUCUCCAACGUCUUAAGAACCUUUCAAUAAUGAACGUCUCAUUCUUCUCUGCACUAAUAGAUACCUCUUGGAUGGAUGAUUAAUUAGCUACUCAGUUUAUUUUAUGAAACACAUGAUGACUAUAUUUAAAGUUGUGUGAGUUUUUUUCCUCAUACUCCAUAAAUACUUUUGAACCAUUCCCUUUUAUCUGGAAACAUCUGAUCAGUACCCUUAGUGGCUUAGCUGCCUGUGGACAAUCCUAUGCAAAGUGUCUUACGUGCAAGGAAUGCAUCCCAUCGUUCGUAUGCAUACACAGAAGGUGACCUACAUUGGUGGCCUGCUCCACCCCACCCAGGGGAAACCGGACACCAGUGAACAGCCCUGAAACAGGACACCUGCAGGAGGAGACCAAAGACAGAGGAGCAGGUGAAGGGCAGCCCAGCGCAGCACAGGAGGGAGUCGCUGACCGCGCUGUCUGUCAGCACAGCUGUGUGAAACAGGAUUGUUUGUUCAUAGAAAGAUGAUCAUGAACUCAGAUGGUGAUAUCUCAGAGGGUAGAUUCAAUUGGUUGUUGUACACUCCAUAUUGUGGCCUUACAGCAUUAGACUGUUUGUGCCUCCUUUUGCUCAGACGAGCUCAUGGACAACACUGCUGCCUACAUUUGAUGCAAUGCUUUAUAAACACAACGGUUCUUCCCUGGCUUUUUUUUCUUCAUUUUGGGGGGUUAUAGGCCGAAAACACUUACUCCUGGAGUCGUCUUUGCACUCAAUCUUACACUAAAAGUGUGAUUAAUCGUUUUUACUCACUGAAGUUCUAUUGGUUCCAAUUUCACAAAACAGUUUGCAUGCAUUUUUUGUCUGUGAGAUUAGUUUGCUUGCUUGCCAAUUUGAUUUAAUUGUCCUAUGAGUUAAGAAAAAAGCGCAAUUUAUUUUUGGCUGGAUUCUGUGAUGGUACGCACAGAGGGUAUAGAAGGACAUAUUAUUAUUCUGAUGGUUUCUGACCUUGCCUUUGCACGAGCAAUGGCCUUUUGGAAGUCACCAUGCCUAGUUUUAAUCAUGUGAGCACCAUCAUUUAAGUUCCAACUUGCUUCACUAUUUCUACUGACACACAGUACCGUUGAUGUCAACUCUUUUUGAGAGAACUUGGCUAGCCACCCAGUGCAUUACUGACGUUGAAGUGGAUAUUACUUCAACAACAGUUGUAAGCCUAAGGAAAAUAGACAAUACCUCAUUGAGUUGCAUUGCUCAUCAGUCUCCAUUUCACAACCCCACAGCAAUUAAACAUAUCAUAUGACACACCCUGUGUGUCAUAACCAAUAUCCAAGCCUUACUCCAUAUUAGAGUUAACACAUGUACGGAAAUGGUUGUGUUAUUUUAAUGCAAACAGGAGAUGUGUAAAUUGAUAUUUUGACAUUUAGUAUACUGUACUGUUUAUAAAUAUUUCUGAUGGGGGUGGGUAUUUAAACCGUUUUGUAGAAAGAGAGAGAGAUUCUAUUGCCAUAUUUUUUCACAGAAGUUGUGUGGGAGUUCUGCAUUUUUCUGCCUGUCAUUUCUAUUGGAGUUGACAUCUAGUGUGUAUAUGUGUAUAUGUAUGUGUAUGUACGCAUGCCUGUAGGUAUGGCGGCAGAUUUCUACCACAUAAGCACAAUUUGUACUGAUUCUGUUGCGGUGAUUAAUGUUGAUCUAAGCCUGCAUGGAGUAUGCUGUAUGCCCCCAAGACUCAAAAGAGUUGCCUUGGUUUUGGAGGAUCUUUUUUACAAUUAUGCAUAUUACAUACAGGUGUGUCAUCACUGUAAAAUAAAAGAUAUUUAGUUACAAUCUUUUUCUUAACAAUCUUCCACCAUGUCAAAGAGACAGGCUGUAGGCUACGCACCGUGCUUGCCGUAGGAACCAAUUGUUGUGGUAUAAUAAAGACCAUGUUCGUGACGGCAUGAACCCAAAGAUAUUUAUAAAUGAGUGUAUGGUCAGGGCUUCUGUUUGUGUAGAGUGCUUCAUAAUAUUUCUUGUGCAUUCCUCAUCACAGUACUACGGUAGUCUCCUCAAGGUAACAUCCUUAACAACUUGAAAUGUUAUUAAUUUCUUCACAUCUUCAUUUUGUGAUCCUUGGAUACAGAUGUGGCUGUCUAAUUGUACAUUUUAAGCCCAUAUUUCCCUUGAAGCUCUUGUAGUUAAGACUUUUUUAUGUUCCCAUUCUGUGGAUUCUUGUUUUUAUUCUGUCUGUCAUGCACACAUGUAUGAUGUCUUUAUUAAAGAGCUCUUUUACCUUA
Molecule: messenger RNA, 5971 nt
Organism: Alosa alosa (allis shad)
Lineage: Eukaryota; Metazoa; Chordata; Actinopteri; Clupeiformes; Clupeidae
Gene: fhip1aa
Product: FHF complex subunit HOOK interacting protein 1Aa
Exons: 12
Coding region: 560-3592 (1010 amino acids)
Source: RefSeq, a predicted model, not a curated record